Malaya genurostris is the source of this 5051-nucleotide messenger RNA. RefSeq lists its product as uncharacterized. The transcript has a single exon. The record is from RefSeq and is a predicted model, not a curated record. Lineage: Eukaryota; Metazoa; Arthropoda; Insecta; Diptera; Culicidae. The coding region runs from base 377 to 4753 and encodes 1458 amino acids. Gene Ontology annotation, biological process: DNA integration. Gene Ontology annotation, molecular function: nucleic acid binding.
GCCAACCAAACGGCAAUACUGGCUACACUGCCAUUAUGCUCUCGAGUGACAGUUAUGCUGCCACUGCGUUGACGCAUAUGUUGCAGUCAGUAGAUUACCGCCAGUCCAGCUAGAGAGAGAUUCAGAACAGUUGUCUAACAGGACAGACAACUUCUUUUAUUGUGUCUUGUGUAACAUGUCUUUAUUAAGUAUUAAAGUAUAGUGGUUCAGUUUUAAAAUGUGUCUAUUUAUUACUUGUCUGUAAGGACACGCAAAUACUGUUCUCUGCUGUCCAACCACACACACACACAAGAUACAACAGUGGCGACGAGUCCAGUGGAAAAGUGAUAAAAGCUAACCUCACUUUCACAUCACCCACGUGCAACAAGACAAAAGGAUGAGUAUCCCGAAUGGACAGCAGCAUGCCUUUCUGCAGCAACAAGGCCAACAGCAGCAAGUUCCUCCAGCUACGGAUGAGCUCCUUCGUCAGUGUUUGCACCUGAUGACACAAGUUCUCCAGCAACAGCAGAACAGUCAGCAGUCACAAGAGAACUUCAUCAGGCAAGUCGUUUCGGAAGUGCAUGCGGGCGCAGCACCCAGUCCGGAACAAAUUCUUGAUUCCCUUGCUGGGAAUAUCAAGGAGUUCCGCUACGACGCGGACAGUAGCAUCACGUUUGCAGCCUGGUUCACGAGGUACGACGAGCUGUUCGAAAAGGAUGCUGCUCGGUUGGACGACCAAGCGAAGGUCAGAUUGCUGCUCAGAAAGCUGGGAACAUCUGAACACGAAAGGUACGUCUCUUUUAUUCUGCCGAGAACACCGAAAGAACAUACUUUUGCAGACACGGUCGCAAAAUUGAAAAGUUUGUUCGGGGCGAAAGAGUCGGUGAUCAGCAGGCGAUACAGAACCCUUCAGAUCGCUAAACAACCGACCGAAGACCACAUAGCUUAUGCCUGCCGUGUGAAUAAGCUCUGCGUCGAGUUCGAGCUGGGAAAGUUGUCAGAGCAACAGUUCAAGUGCUUGAUGUUCGUGUGCGGACUAAAGUCUGAGCGUGAUUCAGAGACUCGGACCCGACUCCUGUCACGGAUUGAGGAGAACAAUAACCUCACGUUGGAGCAAUUAUCGAAUGAAUGCCAGCGUCUCAUCAAUCUCAAACACGAUAAUGCUAUGAUCGAAUCUGCUGCAUCUUUCGAUCAGGUUAAUCAGCUCAAGCAGAAAUAUGACAGCAACCGUAACAGACAUCAGCUGUCUCCCAGGUCAGAUGCGAACAACACAAAGCGGAAACCCGAUACUCCGUGCUGGUAUUGUGGUGCGUUCCAUUAUGUUCGUGACUGCCCGUACAAGAACCGUCAAUGUCCCGAUUGUAGUCGGUACGGUCAUCGUCAAGGAUACUGUGCAAGUUCCAAGAAGAAGAAGAGAGGUGGAAAACGUUCGGUUGCCAGCAAGGUUGUCGUUGUCAACAUGUGCAACGUGCAGAGGCGGCGAAAAUUUGUCUCCGUUGUGCUAAAUGGAACUCACAUCCAUCUUCAGUUAGACACAGCGUCCGACAUCACGGUCAUCAGCAAACCGAUCUGGCGAAAGGUCGGUAGUCCCAGAUUAUCACCAUCUACAGUGAAGGCGAAAACAGCAUCUGGGAACAUUUUGCCACUCGAAGGUGAAUUUCGCUGUGACGUCACCAUCGGCGGAAAUACUCGCAGCGAAAUUAUCCGUGUAACUGAAAAGCAGCUGCAACUUCUCGGAUCUGAUUUGGUCGAUAGUUUCGAUUUAUGGUCCGUGCCAAUGGAUACUUUUUGCUGUCAGGUAUCUAGUUCUUCGACUUCCAGCGCAGCGCUUAGUUCUGCAUUUCCAGAAGUUUUCAGUGAGAAACUUGGGCUCUGCAAUAAGGUACAGGUGAAGUUAGACGUAAAGGAUCAGUGCAAGCCCAUUUUCUGUCCUAAACGCCCGGUUGCGUACUCUAUGUACAACGCAGUCGAUCAAGAGUUGGACCGGUUACAGCAGCUGAACAUCAUUACACCGGUCGACUACUCGGAGUGGGCAGCACCAAUCGUCGUAGUGCGCAAAGCAAAUGGUGCCAUUCGUGUUUGCGGAGAUUAUUCUACAGGACUCAACUCCGCUCUUCAGCCUCACCAAUACCCGCUCCCUCUUCCGGAAGACAUCUUCGCUAAGCUGGCUAACUGCAAAGUUUUCAGUCAGAUCGAUCUUUCGGAUGCAUUUUUGCAAGUUGAGGUCGACGAGCAGUUUCGUCAUCUGCUCACCAUCAACACGCACCGUGGUUUGUUUCAUUACAAUCGUCUUCCACCUGGUGUAAAGGUAGCACCGGGUAUCUUCCAGCAGCUCAUCGACACCAUGCUAGCCGGGUUGGAAAAAGUUUCCGGUUAUCUCGAUGACGUUAUCGUUGGCGGUGAAGACGAAGCAGCUCACAACCGCAACCUGAAAGCAGUUCUUCAGCGAAUCCAGGAUUUUGGGUUCACCAUUCGAGCCGAAAAAUGUACCUUCGGCAAGAAGCAGAUACCGUAUCUGGGCUACAUUGUUGACCAUCGAGGUCUGCGUCCAGAUCCAGCCAAAAUCGAGGCAAUAGUGCAGCUUCCGCCUCCCACUGACGUUCACGGUGUACGUUCCUUCCUCGGGGCGAUCAAUUAUUAUGGGAAGUUUGUCCCGAACAUGCGAAUGCUUCGCUUUCCGCUGGACAAUCUGCUGAAAUCGCAGUCGAAAUUCCAGUGGACAACGGAGUGCCAGCGGGCAUUCGAGCGUUUCAAGCAGAUUCUCACCUCAGAUCUUCUACUAACGCACUACGAUCCGAAAAAGGAGAUCAUUGUUUCUGCUGACGCAUCGUCAGUUGGUGUUGGAGCCACAAUCAGUCACAGGUUCCCAGAUGGCUCCAUCAAAAUAGUACAGCAUGCUUCCAGAGCACUUACGAAGGCAGAACAGAACUACAGUCAACCGGAUCGUGAAGGUCUAGCUAUCAUCUUUGCCGUCACCAAGUUUCACAAAAUGAUCUUCGGACGACGCUUCUUGCUGCAGACUGACCACGCUCCGCUGCUCCGAAUCUUCGGGUCCAAGAAGGGCAUACCGGUAUACACAGCCAACCGGUUACAGCGCUUUGCCCUCACUCUACUGCUGUACGAUUUCACCAUCGAGUACGUUCCCACUGAUAAGUUCGGUAACGCCGACGUGCUGUCCCGGUUGAUAAACCGACACGCGCGACCAGAUGAAGACUACGUCAUCGCCAGCAUAAUUCUCGAGCAGGAUGUUAGGUCAGUAGCAGUUGAUACAGUAGAUGCGUUGCCUCUUACUUUCAGAAACGUCGCUCGAAGUACCCAAGCUGAUCCAGUUCUCCGGAAGGUCUACCGUUUUAUAACCGACGGUUGGCCUCAAACGAAAGCAAUCGAUCCGGAGCUAAAACGAUUCCAAGUCAGACAGGAAUCCCUCACUACCGUUGAUGGAUGCAUACUGUUCGCUGAACGGCUCGUCAUCCCAGCUCUGUACCGCAAGCGUUGCUUAGAUCAGCUUCACAAUGGUCAUCCUGGUACACAGCGUAUGAAGGCCAUCGCCAGGAGCUACGUCUAUUGGCCAUCCAUCGACGAAGACAUCGCCGGUUAUGUGAAAACAUGUCGGCAUUGUGCAGCGACUGCCAAGUCACCGCCUCACGCCGUCCCAGUGCCAUGGCCGAAGGCAUCGGGACCUUGGCAGCGUGUUCACGUAGACUUUGCCGGUCCCAUCGACGGUGAGUACUAUUUGCUAGCGGUCGACUCCUUCUCCAAGUGGCCGGAGAUAGUGCAAACCCGACGAAUCACUGCAGUAGCAACCAUCAGUAUUCUUCGAAGUCUAUUUGCAAGGCUCGGUAUGCCUGUAAUGCUAGUAUCGGAUAACGGUACUCAGUUUACGAGUGUGGAAUUUGCCAACUUCUGUGCUCUCAACGGUAUCGAGCAUGUCACAACGGCCCCGUUCCAUCCCCAGUCUAACGGCCAAGUUGAAAGGUUCGUUGACACCUUCAAGCGGGCCGUCAAAAAAAUUCAAGAGGGGAGAGGAUCCAUUGCUGAAGCUCUAGACACCUUCCUGCUAACCUACAGAAGCACGCCCAACCGCACUGGGCCUGAAGGUAAAUCACCGUCUGAGGUUAUGUUUGGUCGUCGUAUACGGACUUGUCUGGAGCUACUUCGCCCAUCAUCAGCAAUUUUACCAAUGACACCGCAUGUUCAGCAAGAUCAACAGCGAAGAUCGUUCAAUCGAAACGAACUGGUUUUCGCAAAGGUUCAUCACAGAAACACUUGGAAGUGGGUUCCUGGUGUUAUUCUGGAGAAGAUAGGUGAUGUGAUGUACAACGUUUUGGUUGAUCGUCGAGUUCUGCGUUCCCAUAUCAACCAGUUACGAUGUCGUACUGAGACUGUUUCACCCAACACCGGUCCUUUAUCGUCAGCCAGCAGUAGUACUAAAUUGUUGCCGCUCGACGUCCUUCUUGAUGCCUGGGAUCUACCGAAGCUUUCAGACAGUACAUCCGCAGUAUCAUCCGUUGGCUCACCGCAGUCUUUGGUUACGCAUAGCUCACAAUCGCCGACGUUACAGCCGAUGACACCGACACGUUUGUCUUCUACUCCCACAAGUGUUCCACUACCUCAGCUAGUGGCAAGUCCGUCGUCCUCGUCAUUAUCUUCAUCUACAGCAGCAUCAACGGAGUUCGAGUCAGCGACCGAAGCAGACCUGGUGGAGACUUUACCGCGUCGUUCCACCCGGACCAGAAGUCGGCCACAAUGGUUCGACCCGUACCACCUUUAUUAAGAGGGGAGAUGUUGCAGCCAACCAAACGGCAAUACUGGCUACACUGCCAUUAUGCUCUCGAGUGACAGUUAUGCUGCCACUGCGUUGACGCAUAUGUUGCAGUCAGUAGAUUACCGCCAGUCCAGCUAGAGAGAGAUUCAGAACAGUUGUCUAACAGGACAGACAACUUCUUUUAUUGUGUCUUGUGUAACAUGUCUUUAUUAAGUAUUAAAGUAUAGUGGUUCAGUUUUAAAAUGUGUCUAUUUAUUACUUGUCUGUAAGGACACGCAAAUACUGUUCUCUGCUGUCCAACCACACA